Molecule: messenger RNA, 1713 nt
Organism: Fonsecaea nubica
Lineage: Eukaryota; Fungi; Ascomycota; Eurotiomycetes; Chaetothyriales; Herpotrichiellaceae
Exons: 2
Coding region: 1-1713 (570 amino acids)
Biological process (GO): DNA-templated transcription
Molecular function (GO): DNA binding; zinc ion binding
Source: RefSeq, a predicted model, not a curated record
AUGGAGAACCUCGAGGAGCGCCUCAAGAGUUUAGAGGAACUCAUCAAAAUGUCAGUCGCGGCGAGGCUCCCAGAGAACGGUCACGCCGAACGAGUGGACAUUCUGACCCCGUCAUCGCUACCGUCGACCACCUCCCCCACCGAACAGACCUCAUACGUGGCAGAUACACUCCUGGCAGAAGUAGCAGGCAGUAGCACCCAGCAGUCCCCAGGUCAGUCACUGCUGCAAGCCCUUGGCUCCAUCCAACCGCGAAGGAUGACAACAGACGUCGCACAAUCACUAAGCAGUGAGAUGGACCUUCUGGGCACUGAUGUGACUCACGAAUGGAGCCCGAACUCCGACUCACAAUUUGCUAUGCCAGCCCCGGCUCUUGCUACGACUGAUGAGGAGCUUCGCCCUCAAGUCCGUUAUAAUGGGGCGAAGAAAUGCUCGCUGCCGCCCGUGCAAGGCGGCCUCUUCCUCCUGCAGGAAUUCCUGGUGGAUUUUAACGCAGCACUCCCACUCUUCGACCCCGCGGUUAUCACAUCCCUCUUUCAGGACUGUUACAACGGAAGAGCCAACGGCAAGCCGAUCGAGUGGGUGGCACUCAAGGUCGUUCUUGGAAUUGCACACCGCCUCCGUGCGAUGAGUCCACUGGGGGUCCCCCAAGAUACGGAGAAUGCCGAAAUCUAUCUGCAAGAAUCGCUCGACACGGUGCCAGAGUUACUGGUACUCCGACCCUCGUUGCUUCUGGCCCAAUGUUUUCUUGGCUUAGCCGUGGUGAUAUCGACAUCCUCACGGCCAUUUCCAGCCCAGACGUUUGUCUCCCUGGCCCUACGGGUUGUCCAGGAUCUUCGGGUCAACGAUCCCAAGGGGACCGAACCAAUUAAUGCGGUCGAUCGAACCCAGCAAGAACGAGUUUUUUGGGUCGCCUAUUUUAUGGAAGUAGACAUGAAUCUGAGGGCGGGUAGACUGCCCAACCUGCCACCGAGGUUGAUCAAUGUUGAAAUACCACGGGACGGCGAGCCAGAUGCUGCAGGGGAAAUCACCGCCGCCAAUGGCGAAUUCAAGGUUAAUAUUCUCCGACUUCACGUGGAGCUCGCUUUGAUCCAGGCCGAAUUUGGAGAGCAACUUGCGUCGCUGCAUACCGCGCAGGACUCGGAUCCUGCUGGCGACACCGAGCUGCGCUCGAUCAACUCACGGCUGGAGGAGUGGCGACGUAACUGGAUCUUCGAGCUUGACGCCGAGCAUCUACGAGCGGCUCUGCAUCGGUCGGAUCUUGUCCACGUGGUCAUCCUCGAGUCGACUUAUUUUUCGACUACAUACGCCUUCUGGGCACGGAUGUUACCGGGGCCUCGAGCCAGUAACAAUGCGUUUUCCGCCCAAGGACUGAUCGAGGGAAUGACAAAACAAAAGGCGCAGAUUUUGCACAAAGACGCCCGGAGAUUCAUCAAUCUGCUGAGGUUGAUUCCGGGUGACGACAUUGCUUGCAACUGGCUGUCGCUGGAAUCUAUCGUCUCAGCCAUGGUGGUUGUCCUUGCCCAUAUCAUUUUCAACCCCCUCGAUGAGAGUUCGGUAUCAGACUUCAGCGUAUCGAGAUAUAUGUUACAAAUCCUGCAUCGUUUGAGCAACAUCAGCAAAGAUGACGGACUGGUUGCCAUCCAGAAUCUCUGUGUAGAUCUAUAUUUGAGGGCCGAGAGAGCGUUGCAGGGGGACAAACCGCUGCGCGGGUGA